AUUUCCGUAAACAAAGGACGCUGUGGCUGCGCUGGGGGCUGAGCUGCGACCCUGGCUCUAGAUGCAUCCGGAGAGUCUGCAGCCGCGGCUGCUGCGGCUUCAGAAGUUCGGGGGCGUGUGCAAGUGAAGGGAGAGGACCUCCAUCCCCUUCUGCCACAGGGCCCCCGAAACUGGCCUUGGCACAGUAAAGAACUGAAACCAAUGGAGGAGCGGAGAGUGAAGAGGAGAAGUCCUAAGUCAUUCAGUGCCCACUCGACUCAGGGGGUCAAUGCCAAAAAAAAUGCCAUUCCAGUGAGUAAAAGCACUGGAUUUUCAAAUCCUGCUUCCCAGUCAACGUCGCAGCGGCCAAAGUUAAAAAGAGUGAUGAAAGAAAAGACCAAACCUCAGGGAGGAGAAGGGAAGGGUGCCCAGGCCACGCCUAUUCAGCACUCCUUCCUCACUGACGUCUCGGACGUCCAGGAGAUGGAGAGGGGCCUUCUCAGCCUCCUGAAUGACUUCCAUUCUGGGAAACUGCAAGCGUUCGGAAAUGAAUGUUCCAUUGAGCAGAUGGAACAUGUUCGGGGAAUGCAGGAGAAAUUAGCUCGCUUGAAUUUGGAGCUCUAUGGGGAGUUAGAGGAGCUUCCCGAGGAUAAGAGAAAAGCCGCCAGUGACGCCAAUCUGGACAGACUUCUGUCUGAUCUAGAAGAAUUGAACUCUUCCAUACAGAAACUCCAUUUGGCCGAUGCCCAAGACGUUCCGAACACUUCUGCCAGCUGAAAUGAAGCGCAGUUGCUUCCUUGGGGUCUGAGGAGAACAGGCGUUCUUUAUUUUUCCAGCUGAAUCCAGUAGCAGAAUCAUCCUCCGCAACAAGGAAUUAAAAUGAUUAGUGCCAUGAUUUGAUUUUUUUUUUCCCGUGUUCUGCUGUGAGUCCAUUUGACUUGCUUAUAGUUCACCAUCGCUGGGGACAGGCGCUGCUGAAGGAAAUGUGAUUCCAGGCUGGCUGCUCUGCUGCUUCUUGUUGCCUUAUGGGUUAUACUUGAAAUGUCUUGUGCUAAAUGUUGUGGAUAGGGCUGGCGGAUUUAGCCUUCCUGGGCUCACCAAACGUGCUCGAGUGUCGUUCCUAAGUUGAUGACGCGUGGGCUUCCUGUGGCAGCCUGCCUGCAGUUUACAUUAGACAAUCAGUACACAUGCCGGGGUGUGUGCCAAUGGCCAGUGACUACGAAAUGAGCUAUUAAGUAUUUGUGAAAUUUGCUAUUUUUUAAUAAAGUGAUUGUUUUCAA
Sorex fumeus (smoky shrew) is the source of this 1259-nucleotide messenger RNA. It is a transcript of the gene CCDC28A, whose product is annotated as coiled-coil domain containing 28A. Lineage: Eukaryota; Metazoa; Chordata; Mammalia; Eulipotyphla; Soricidae. The coding region runs from base 202 to 756 and encodes 184 amino acids. The transcript has 6 exons. The record is from RefSeq and is a predicted model, not a curated record.